CCACCAACAAGAUCAAGACUUGUUCAUCAGCUGUUAGAGUAGAUUGUCUGCCUGAGGGAAGCACACUGCAGAACCGCCCCUUAAAACUACGUGUUGGUGGCUGUGGGCUGCCUGCCGCGCUGCACAAACUCAAAUGAAAUAGGUAGUGUGUGCUAGUUAUGUCAAGAGGGAUGACAGAUGUGCUAUACUUCCAGAGAGGAAUGGUGAGGCGGUGGCAGCAGCAGUCAGACAUUGCACAAACUACUUAUGUUAUAAAGAAUAUUCCAGUAAAAAAUAUGAGAAGAGUCAAGAUUUGAAAGAUUCUCACAGAAGCUUCUACCUAAGCACAAUAUAAAUAACACUACUUUUGAUAAGUAACUGCUGUCUUCAAUGAUUGCACCCAAGAUGUUUCCAAGGAGGAAUGCCAGAAUACUGACAGGCAUUGGAUUUCUCACAGUAGCAGGUUUGAUGCUCUACAAGUCUGUGGGACCUUUUGAUAGCACAAAAAAUUCAGAGGCAGUGCAUGGUAGUCGAGCCAAGAGUGCAAGGGAUGAUGCCACAGAUCUCCUGACACAGAGUCCUCAGCAUCUUAGGAAGCAAAAGGAAUAUGAGAACCAAAUCCUGGCCAACAUUCAGAAAAUAACUGCCCACAAGGCCAUGCAGCGCCGGAUGAGCCAUGACCCCAUGGGAGUCAUUCUGCACAAGAGGCCAAGCCUCCUGGAAGGCUUGGGCCGAGUCCGUGACAUGAAGGAACAAGCAGGAUCAGUAGUACAAAAAAGUGUUGUUCUAGAAAACCAGCUUAAACAUAAGAUUGUACAUUUAGAUUUGAAAGGAGCUCCACCUAAAGUUGAAUACUUUAAGAAACUAUUUCCUCUUCUUCAUUCUUUUGGUGCAACUGGAUUACUUAUGGAAUAUGAAGACAUGUUCCCAUACUGGGGCAAGCUGGAAUUCCUCUCAGCACAUAAUGCUUAUGCUAAAGGAGACAUUGCUGAUAUAAUUGAACUUGCAAAGAAAAGUGGUUUAAUCAUCAUCCCUCUUGUUCAAACAUUUGGUCACAUGGAGCAUGUCCUAAAACUGAAGGAAUUUGCUGACCUGCGAGAGGUUCCAAAUUACCCUCAGGUGAUCUGCCCAACAAACAACAAAACACUGCCUCUUAUAAAGUUGAUGAUUGACCAGGUGAUGCAGCUCCAUCCAGGAAUUGAUUGGCUGCAUAUUGGUUCAGAUGAAGUGUACAACUUGGGUGAGUGUACCAGGUGUCAGCAGUAUCUCCUGCAUCACCAGUUUGACAAAAGUGAUCUCUUCCUGCACCACGUCAGGAGUGUGGCCAAAUAUGUGAAGGAGAAUUAUGAUGUUCAACCAAUUAUGUGGGAUGAUGAGUUCCGCAAGAUCCCCCUGAAGGCAAUGCAGGACUCCAAGGUGGGUGAGGUGCUGGAAAUCAUGGUGUGGAAAUACAGCAGUGGCAUAAUGGUUGACCUUCGCUCUGAUAUCUGGGAGAAGUAUUCAGCAGUCUUCAGUGGCAUUUGGGUUGCUAGCGCUUUUAAAGGGGCCGCCAAUCCUGACAGUUACAUAACAAACAUCAAUGAUCGACUCAGCAAUCACAAGGAGUGGAUGGAGAUCUUUGAAUUGUACAAGAGCACCAUUCCCUUCCAAGGUAUUGUGCUGACUGGGUGGCAGAGAUUUGAUCACUUUGGGGUCUUGUGUGAGCUGUUGCCUCAAGCAGUUCCCUCACUGGCUGUGAACUUAAUGUACAUCACUGAAAGGAAGGCAGACCAUGGUGCUCUGGUCAGAGUUGGGGAUAUGCUGAAAUGCAGCUCUUUUAUCAAUCUUGAUCUCCAGUAUUUAGAAUAUGCCAAUAAGUGUGAUUUUCCUGGUAGUGCAUUCUAUGAAGUAUCUCAAAAACUGUACAUUUUAAAGAGGGACAUCAACACCAUGAUGAAGAAUCCUCAUGUUACUGGCUGGGUGUCUGAUUACAAUAUCGAGCACAAUUUUGUCAGUCCUCAGCAUGCCGAGCAGGGACUCCAGGAUCUCACCAUGUUACUAUUUGACUAUGGCAAGGUGAUGAAUGAAGCAGAGACAGCUUUGUCAGAUGUGUUUGAUGAGCACACAGUUAAAGAGUGGAUUUCACUGAAUGUCAAACCAACUCACACUAAGCUUCAGAAACUACAUGCUUCCAUUUCCAAGUUACAAAAAGUCAAAUAUUGGCCACGGAGACCUCUGGACUCAACUGAGACCAAAGAAUUGUAAAUAUUCCAUGUGCUCAUUUUCAGGGACAUGAUUUCCUGUCAGUCUUAAAGGAAAGAAAUUUAUGGAGAAGAGCACAUUCAUCUCAGAAUUGUGAUAAAUGUUAAAUCCUGAAUAGGAUCUUUUGUACAAAUUGAUGUUCUCCCAUUGUUGGGUGUUUUAUAAUAAUUAGGUUGAAUCUGGUCAUCCUAGAAUUAUAUUUAAUUGAUAAUUGUCUGCACAUAGUGGUGCUUUGUUAGUGUGCCAUGAUGCUGCACUGUUUCCUACUGUCAUUAGUGUUCUUGUUUUGUUUAAGGAUCACUUGACUGUCUAUUGUUGAUGUGUACUUCAGUGUAUGACAUUUGCAUAUGAUCAUCAGAUUUGCUUGUUGAUAUUAUCUACAUAGAUUGCAUGUAGUAUCCUGUGUUUUGGUGUGUAACUGAACUUUACUGUAUUGCUUUGCUUACCCUCUACUUUAUUGUGGCAAAGCAAAUGUUUAAUUUUGUGUCCAUACUUCUGACUCACAUGUGAUGGUAUCAGUGUUCCUUAAAACAAAUAAGGUUUAUUUAUGUGGUUGUGUGUAGAGGUGAAUGGUGCUUAGUAAGUGUAUGUCCACUGUUCUGCAUUCACUCAGACUUGAGUGAUUGAAUCGCUACUAUAAUGCACCUCAUUUGCAGGGAAAGAUGAUGACACACACACACACACACACACACACACCAAAUUACACCAGGUGAAAGUUUUAUGGAUAUAAAAGCCAAGGUUGUGCACAACAAUUGCUGUGCAAGUUUGAUACUUUUUGCUCGGGUUACUCUUUGUAUAUACUCAUACAUACUUGAAGUGUUGGACUAUGCAAUGUGUGUACGAUGACAGGUAUACAUUUGGCUAACACUGCACUUAAUGUUCUACUGGAUGAUCAUCUUCUCCAUGUAUGUAUGUAUUUAUGUAUGUAUAUAUAUGAGGCACAAUCAUGAAAUCCAAAUGAAUAGUUUGUUUAUUAGUCAUUAUUUUGCAGUGUAUGUGCCAAUGUAGUAAUGGUGUUUCUGUGUUACUUGUAACCAAAGUGACAUGGCACUUGGACUGGACUUAAAUAUUGAAAUAACUAUUCUCUGAGUAUAGUAUGUAAUGAUUUAUUUAGCGUUAUUAUAACUUCUUGAUGAAGUAGGUAAGUACCGGAGCACAGGGUACCACAAUAUUUGUGAUUUCAGUAUUAACAUUCAUGAGUGCACAGUCAAAGCUUCGUCAUGAGAAAAGACAUAAAAAAAAUUAAGCCAUAUAUUAUGGAAGUUGAGAAAUUUUCUUCAGUAAUAUAGAAAAGUACUUAUCUAUAUUAUCAAAAAUUACAACAAGCUGUUGUCUAGUGUAAUUUGGAUCCUGUAGAUACUUUUUUUUAUCUGGGCAAAUCCAGAUUAGUCAAGUUUGAGUGUACUACAGAUGGUGGACUGGACAAAGGAUGACUGCACUUCUACAUCUGGCAUGCACAGGUGUUUGGUUAGAAUCCUUGGAACAAAAAUUAUUGAACAAUCUUAAUUUAAUGUAUAUACAUAUUUAUAGUGAAAAAUUACACAAUUAUGAUUGCAAAGUAUCUCUAUUUUAGUUUGCUGAAUACCAUAUAAAGAUAUUAUUUGAACAAUGACUGGUUUUGUGUGCUUCUGCUCUAUUAAGGUUUUAUACAAAUUAUGGUAAUUUUGUGAAAGGCAUUAGAGUUGUUGUGCAGCAUUGUAAUACUCAAAACUAUUAUUUGGUCUGAAUAAAGGGAUGAAAAGCA
Scylla paramamosain (green mud crab) is the source of this 3964-nucleotide messenger RNA. RefSeq names its product hexosaminidase D-like. NCBI's taxonomy places the organism in Eukaryota, Metazoa, Arthropoda, Malacostraca, Decapoda, Portunidae. The record is from RefSeq and is a predicted model, not a curated record. Gene Ontology annotation, biological process: carbohydrate metabolic process. Gene Ontology annotation, molecular function: hexosaminidase activity. The transcript has 3 exons. The coding region runs from base 370 to 2223 and encodes 617 amino acids.